ACAUUGUCGUCCUCAAACCAGUAGGCGCGCGCGUUCACCCUCCCCGCACACCACCCUCCGCCUCCUCCUCCUCCUCCCCCCGGCGUGUCUGAGUCCCCGGUUGCAUGAACGAGUCUCGAUUCACUACAAGCCCGAACUUCUACGGCGCGUCUGUGCCAUACCUCCAGUGAGUGCGCAGCACAGUGUGCAGCAGCAGCAGCAACAGCAGCAGCAGCAGCAGCAGCAUAGGAUGUAAUCAAUCCCACAUGUUUCAUCUCGGCGACGCGGGGAUUUUGCAUGAUUUUUAGGACUUCGUCUGUGAUACUCUUGCUUUUUUUUUUGUUCAGACACCACCGGCCAGACAAGGGAUAUAACUUAGCAGAGAUGACGGGGACUCACUUUCCACCCUGCCAAGCCAAAACUCCGCUCAAUGCGAGCGGAUCUCGAAGUUCAUAAAGGGGAUUAUUUGCAUCUGGGCGCCUGAGACCUUCGGUGCCUCCGGAUUUUACUUGGGAUUUGGGAUUUAUCGCUUCUCGGCCGGAUGGAAAGCCGUGAUUUCACUCCUCCGCACCACCUCCUGACGGAGCGGAGCGCGCUGGUGCACAGCGCCGCGUCUCGGAUGGCGCCAGGCGGCCACAGCGCCGUGCAGCACGCGGCUCACUUCCAGACGGGGAAGUACUACUCAUCCCAUCUCUCCAUGGCUCCGCACUCAGGUGCUUCCUUUAUGGGUUCCUUCCUGUCCAGCAGUUUAGGGUCGCCGGCCUCCCACCCGCCUCACCCAUCGGGACCCGUUUCCUCCCCAUCCUCUCCCUCGUAUCGAACCGGACCCCAUUCCAACGCUUCCCCGAUCUGGUUCCCUCAUUCACACGAAGAAUUCAAGCCGGGGAGCUCCGCCGGGCCCGCUGCCAGCUGGCUGCUGUCCAGAGAGUGGAGUGUGGAGCCAGCACAAAGAGGAGAGACCUGGCCGACACACACUCGCACACAAAAAGGGUACCCCAGCUAUUCAGGAAGUCUUGCCUCCCCCUUUCUUCCCAUGAGUCCGCUGGAUCACCAUAACAACAGUCUGUAUGGACAGCACCGCUUCUAUGAAACUCAAAAAGAUCACUUCUACCUAAGAGGCCUUCCCACCCAGCCCCCUCUUCUCUCCACCAAUCACAGCCUCCCCCCGCUUGUCAGAUCCGCUUCCGGCCACCCGCUCGGCUCCUGCGGCCGAGAGACGGACAGCGCCAGCAAGAGCGCCAGGGACGCGGGCGAGAAGGUUGCCGCGUCCUUAUCAAAGGAGAAAGACAGAUCCAUCAGUAAAGAGCGCCACCAGGACAAUAAAGAAAAACAUCAGCUUCCUCCUCAUCAAACGACUGCUGCCACUCCAUCAAGCAUCCAGCACAAAGCCUACCCGCACCCCUCCCAUGCUCCUCCCAUGCUUCACCUCACUCUCCAAAGCAGGGAGGAGGAUUCCAGACACCUUCUGGAGCGGCACAAGGAGCACAGAGACAACGACAGCCAGGGAGGGAAACAUACCAGUGCCUGCAAACUUUCCAGUGUUUCUGGUGCGGAGACUGUCCCCAGUGAAAAGGGGAGCACGUUGAGCAGCUGUAGCGGGGGCGGGGCAGGGAGAACUCCUUCUGGAGGAAGUAGGCGUUGCUAUAAAGAGCCCAUAAACGGGGAUAUGAGGAUCAGCGACUCUUCCGGCGCUUCCUCGGAAUGUAUACGAAGAGGUACGGCUGCUGCAGCGGCCAUCUUGGCAGCGCCGCACUCUGUGGCCUCCUACUCCAUGCCUCCUCCCCCACCGCCGCCACCCCCAACUCAUAGCUUGCACAUGGGCUCAGCAGUGGUAGGAAGCUGGCUUCACCCGCAUCACCAUCCGCAUCCCGAUUUUUACUGCCACCCGGCGCCUAUUACCGUCGUACCCUCCAAAGAGACGCUUUCUGGAGGGUCCAGCAGGGAGGCUAAAGUCGUAGGCCCGACCUUUGUCCCUUCUGCGGGAGCGCCGGGAGAUCUGGCAACCCCCGAGUGUCGCGCCGGUAGAAAAGGAGAGGACAGAAACGGAGAGGGAUCUUACGAAAGUCCCUCUCAGCACCUCAGUCGCCUUAGCAGUUGCCAGAAGAAGGACAAAUCCCAAACACAUUUGCAGCAGCUGGGAUACGGCAAGGCUGACAAGCCCCCCGACUGGAGCCAACAAACACAGCACUUCCAAAAACACAAUCCCAGUUCCAGCUCUCAGCCUGAGCUGCGAUCCUGCAGCCUGCAAACAGCCUCGUCCCUCCGAGACGUGGAGGUUGUGGAGGAUGUUUGCCGGCCCUCGCUCCCACCAGACGCCCCGGGGACGUACCCCGGGGCUGGACAUUGGUCCACGUCCAAGACUGGCUGUCCUCCUUUUAGGGACUGCACUCAGUCGGAUGGAAGGGCGGGGUCAGCGGUUCAGAGGGAGGGACAAAAAGUCGCCCGCAUACGACACCAGCAGCACCGCAGCCACGGCACGGAAGAAAAGGGAAGAGAUGGCCAGGUGACGACAUCGUGGGGUGCUCAAAGAGGACCACAGGAUGAGCAGAGGAAAGAGUCCCGUCACGCCGGUACACCAGCCUGUAACAAAGACAACAACCAAUCUACUCCGCUAUCCCAUCCCUCGUCGCCAAGCACAGCAGGGGAGGGCAACGCCAUGAAGAACUUGAUGAACUACAGUUCCCAGCAGCCUUUACUGCUGCCCCAGCGGAGCCCCUUUGGGGGCUUGGGGUGCCUCAAGCAAGGCGGGGAGAGAUCAGAGAAGGGGGAGAGAGGAGGAGGCAAAAACAGCGCCGUACAAGACCCACCCAAACAGUCGCUCCCUCCUCGCAGAGGCUCCUCUAACGAGGGAGAGAAGGGCGAUAAAGGCGGGAGGGAGGCUGGCGAGGCGGGAGAGGGGGAGGUAAGGCAGCCUCCGGUGGGUAUUGCAGUAGCGGUGGCCAGGCCCCCCCAUCGCUCUCCAGACAACACCCCUGGACACAGCAGACAGGGCAGAGUGCUGCCCAGCAUGAAAGGGGUGUCCCGACCCAUGUAUCCACUCGGCCGCGAAGCAGAGGAGAGGAAGAGGAUGACAGAGGAUCAGAUGGGUCUUCAUCACCUGGACAGGGACAGAGACUUGAUGAUGAGGGACAGCAAGGAUCGCAUCGAGUUUGCCAGGAUCCACCCUUCGAGUAGUUGCCACGGGGACCUGACCUCUCACCUCUUGGUGCCCGGAGGCGCCAGCCAGUUGGGGGCAGACGCCGCCGCUCACGCCCACCAUCACUGGAUGCACAGAACAGGAAGUCCCUCCCUCUGGAUGGGACAUUCAUAUAGUCUGAACCACGUGGGGAUGAGUGCCAGUUUCCCCCCGGGCUUACCCAGCCCUCUCCAACCUGUGCUUGGCUCGCUCACCCAAGACCCCAGCUCCCCGCUGAUGGUCCUUCCUACGGAGCCUGGACCUCAUCAUCACCUUGACGUUUUAGAGCAAUCGGGUCUGUGGCCUUCUGUCUACGGAGCCCGCGGGGCCCCUCCUCACCUUCAGCAUCAUCCCGUCUACUCCCGCUCCUCAUUCCUACGGCAACAGGAACUCUACGCGCUACAACAGCAUCGGGCCAUGGAGCAUUUGCAGCGCCAUUCCUUGGGACAGCGAAAACACGACGAGCAAGGCGCUCCGUUCGAACACUCGAGAACCUCGUCAUCCUCUUUCACCGCGUCCUCCCAUGUGGCCAAACCCUUCUCGCACACGCCUCCCCCGCCAAAGACGUCGGCGCCGUCGCCGGGGCUGUGUCCCAGCAGCCGUCAGUCGCCGUGCUACCACUCCCCCUCUAGGCGAAGCCACCCGCCCAAUCCCUUGACCCCCGCCCCCAGCCCGGCUGCGGCGGCUCCCCGCUCGCCAGCACUCAGCCCCGCACCAUCGCUCUUACCCAAAGGCUUGGAGAGGACCAGCGACAGGGGAGAGGGGCAGCCACCUCAGGACUACCCGCAAUCCCUCGAGCCUGAUUUGCCACCCGUCUACGCCUUCCCUCCGCUCUGCAUGGGUUUCAAGGCCGGGCCUUCGCCGCCCGAAGCCCGCUUGGCCGAGCAAGCCUCGCAGGAAGUGCGGCUGGCCGAGCCUGACUCAAAGUCUCUCCAGCCUCUUCCCCACAUCCCGCCUCUCACUAAAGAUGAGACCAGGAGGGACAAAGAAGAAGAAGAAGAGGCGGAGGAGCGAGACUGUGAAGUGGUGGAAUCCCACAGUGGACCCACAGAAGAAAAGGGAGAGGAAAGUCAAGGGGGUGGCUUCGCUGUUGCCGAGCAUGAAAAGACCACUCCUGGCCCGCUGCCCCCGUCUUCUGUCCCGAAUCCAGCCGGCCCGGCUGCGAGCGAAGCCCUUCAGCGAGCCCAGAUAUCCAAAGACGAUGAGGAAUGCGGGAAAGAGGAGCUUGCAGGAGACAAAAUGGAGUGCGAAGCAACAGACUGCUGCUCUCUCCCGGGAGAGCCUGCAGAAGAGACAAAAGAGGAGGAAGAUCAGACCAAUCAACAUGAAGAGUUGGUCGUCGACGGUGACGAAGAGAAGCAGAUUGAAAGAAGCGUCGCGGAACCGGAAGUAUCCCAACUUCCUCCUCCAUCCUCGGAUGGGCCUUCUCCAUCUCCCUGUGUCAGCACGGCAGCCCAGCAACAAGGCGCCUACAUGUGGAGCCUGGAGCUUCUCAUCGCCGCCGCCCUGUGCGCCACCCGAGAUGCCUUGCACGCACCAGCACCCGCGGCCCGAGCUCCGAGCCCCCUGGUCCACCACGGCAUGGAGAUCCUGGGGGAACUGGCUGAGCUGGAGAUUGAGCAGCGGAGUCUGGAGAGCAAAGAGAACCAAGAUGAAGGUGAGCGUAUGCUGACCUUUGACCUGCACAGUCUGGCAACGCUGGCGGCCGCCCGGGCCUUGGAGAUGGGGGAAGGGGCUCGUCACGGCGGAGCCGAGCAACGAUGUCAAAUUAGGGAAAGGCUGAAUUUGCGCAGGAAGUACAACUGGACGCCUCGCCAUGAGCCGGUGUGUCCAGCGAAGGGCUCCAUGGAGACGAUGGGAGGGGAGGAGCUGGCCAUGCGUGUCCAGUUGGCCGAGCUACAGCGCCGCUACAAAGAGAAACAGAGAGAAUUGGCCAAGCUUCAGAGGAAACACGACCACCAGAAAGAGGAGACGUCCCGCAGCCCUGCCCGCAGGGGGCCAGGCCGGCCCCGUAAGCGCAAGUCUACCCCCGGUGCGUCGGCUCCAGACGCCUCCAAAAGACUCAGGGCUGGUGUUAAUUUGCAGGAUGAAGAAAGAGUCAGGAGGAAGCAUGACUUCAGCAGCCUCAGCGCCACACAGUUGAAAGCCAGCUGCAAGCACAGAGGUCGGCCCAGCGCUCUGAGCUCCAGGCUGGCCAGACGCGAAAGCCAGCUGAAGCAGAAGGCCGCGGCCCAGCGCGCCGCAUCCUCGGCCAACGCGCCGCACUGCCGAGCCGCCGGUGGUGCGGAAGACGGACCAAGGAGUCACAGCGGACACGGAGGAGCAGACUCACAACAGGAGUGGGAGGCCAGUCAGAUGGUUAAGAGAAAGCGGGGUCGCAAACCAAAGGCGUUGAUGAGCCCCGACCCAAACCGAGCGCCCGGCUCGACCCGCACCUCUGAGAAGCAGGAAGUCAGGGAAAGGAGUGACAGCGAGAGCUCGGGCCAUGAAGACGAGGAGGACUGCAGCUGCGACAGCAACGAGGGAGCCAAUGACAUCGGGAUUAGCUCAUCCGCCAAAGAAGCUGCCGUAAACGCCGGCGGCUCUUUUUCGGCCCAGUCGUCGAGGCUCCACUCAAACCACAAAAACAGUGUUAAGAAACCGGGAGCUCCAGGAAACGUGGUUAUCUCGGAGCAGACAAAGACCCACAGGAAACAAUGCCUGGCCGAUUGCAAAAGUGAACGGCACCGUGGUUUGAGAAGAGCUGCUCUUCCCAACUGGGCGGCCUCUUCACUGGGCUGCCCUUUUGGAGACGGCCAUGGAGCUCUGCAAGACGACACCAAAUAUUGCAAGGAAGCCACCAGGAGAGACUUAGACAUGCACAGUCUUCUGGGAAAGGCUCAGGGUCACGCGGUCAGCCGACUCCUGCAGAGCUUCACGGCCGACGAUGGCUUUCGCCUGGAGGAAGAGAGCAGCUUCUCUGAGGGAGAGGAGGAAGAGGAGGAGGAGGAAGAGGAGGAAGAUCAGACAGCGUUGCACCUUCCUCCCAAAAUGCCUUGCAAAAUACCCGCCUUGCCCAACUGUGUGCUCAGCAAAGAGAUGCUCGUCGACGGCCUGAAGAUUUUAAUUUCCAAGGAGGACGAGUUGCUCUACGCAGCCCUGGUGCAAACUCUGGACCUACCUGAUAUCUUUAGUGUUGUCAUAGAAGGGGAGCGCGGGAAUCGCCCCCGGAUUUAUUCACUGGAACAAAUCCUACAAGAAGCUGUUCUGGAUGUGCGGCCCCAGACUGAGGCCAUCUUGGCAGCGGGGACGCGAGUUUGUGCCUACUGGAGUGAACGCUCACGGUGCCUUUACCCCGGUUAUGUCCACCGAGGGGGCACAGGCGACGAGAAGGAGGGAAGCGUGAUGGUGGAGUUUGACGACGGGGACCGAGGACGCAUUACACUCGCCAACAUCAGACUCCUCCCACCUGGAUACCAAAUCUGCUGUGCGGAACCGUCACCGGCGCUUCUGGUCACACCGGGCCGGCGAUAUCGCCGCAGCUCUACACAGGAGAAGAAGGACAUGGCCACAGCCAAUGAGGAGCCAGCAGGGAAGGCCCAAGAGAAGAGACCAGUUGGCAGGCCCAAGAAAAUCCACUCCGUUCCUAAGACUGCCAGCGCAGCCGAGUCGGAGUCUCGGACCAGAGGCAACGCUUCCUUGGUGAGCUGGUCCGCCGCGCCCAGGAAAAGACCCCCGGUGGACUUCUUCCUCUUCAACGGGACUUCCCGUAAGACGCAGAAGAGAUUUCGAGAGCGAGACGUGGGCCUGUUUGAUCGCCCUGCCUCCCACCCGCUCACUUCCACAAGCCCGCUCAGAGGCAUCUUUGGAUCCCCUUUUGCGGUUGACUCUUUUAGUAGCAUUGCUAACGGCUACUCCGCCUUUGGUAGCGGCGGGAACUCCGGAUCGGCGCGACACGCCCACACGGGCUCUUCCUCUGGGCCCCGGGACAUCUCAGCUUGCUCCUCAGUCGUCGCCGCGACGAUAGCAGCAGGGAGCAAGAAGCCGCUUAGUGAUCGAGACAGAAAACAGUUCCUGGUGAAGCUCGAUCACGAAGGGGUGACCUCGCCGAAAACAAAGAACAGCAAGGCUCUACUUCGACUCGGAAAUGGAAGCAAAGGAGGUCAAACUUUGUCCUCUGCGGGUGCUCCGCCCCGAUACGUUCACCCCGCCAUGCUGGUGAAGGACGCAAAGAAGGGAGGAAGCGAUCGAGAGAACCGGCCGGACCCUCUUCAGAAAGAUCUACCGGCUAGCAGCCACGGGGGCCAAACUGCAGAAUACGCUUUGGACUACCACAGUGACGGCCCGAGUUCGUACUCUGAGCUGGAUGAGGAUGAGGAUGACGAAGACGGCGGUCGAGGUGCCAGGGCGCGAAGAAGAGGAAGAGCGGCCGCGUCCCAUCGUAGCAGCCGCUUUCUGUCUCGUCUCUCAGUCUGCUCCUCCUCCUCCUCCUCGUCAUCGUCUUCCUCCAGCUCCGUAUCCUCCUCGUCCCUUUGUUCCUCAGACAACGAUUCCUCCUACUCGUCCGACGAAGAGUCGUCGUCGGUUCUCCUGCGUCGCGCACUGCUCCAGCAGGACAAACACAAACACAGACAGAACCUGAGCUCAGAGUCGAGCAACGCCACCCCUCCCGCCACGGUAGCGGCUCUCCCCUAUGUGGCCAAGGCCGGAAUGACCCACUCCGGGUCAAAGGGGAGGACAGACGACAGGACCGAGUACAUUUCCAAAGGAAGCGUGGUGACAAACAGUAGUGCAACCAAGACCCAGUUAAAAAGAAAGGACGGAGUUGCAAAUAGCCACCAUCAAGGUCCGAGUGGUCCUCCACCUUCCUCCAAGGACCCGACGGCACCUAAAAGGCAGAGGAUGUCCUCGCCUGAGCCUCAAGGCAGCGUAACUCCACUGCUGCCUGGACGCCAGCUGUGGAAAUGGUCCGGUAACCCGACACAGAGGAGAGGUCUGAAGGGCAAAGCCCGCAAGCUCUUCUACAAGGCCAUCGUGCGCGGCAAGGAGACCGUGCGGGUCGGAGAUUGCGCCGUGUUUCUGUCGCCCGGGCGGCCCCAGCUGCCUUACGUCGGCAGGGUGGAGAGCCUGUGGGAGUCGUGGAGCUCCAGCAUGGUGGUUAGGGUCAAGUGGUUCUACCACCCGGAGGAGACUCGCCUGGGCAAGCGACACUGCGACGGCAAGAAUGCCUUGUACCAGUCCAGUCACGAGGACGAGAACGACGUCCAGACCAUCUCGCAUCGCUGUCAGGUGGUCGGCAGGUCCGAAUACGAUCACAUGAUCCGCGAGCACAAGUCCGGCGCCACGGCCAACGAUCUUUUUUACCUGGCCGGCACGUACGAGCCCACCACCGGCCAACUGAUUGGUGCCGACGGCACGGCGAUCGUAUCCUAGCGUUCGUAGCGAGCGUGACCAAAGCUGUUCGGCCAACCGCUUCCCGAUGCGGCGGGGCGGGGCGGGGCGGGGCCAACGGGAUAUAUCUCUGCUGGAUCACGAGACGGAGGAAACUCACAGGAAGCCACAACUCGUUUUGGGAAGGUUGGAAAGGUCACUUACUGCUUUUCUUCUUAACAGGACCAAAAAAACAAAAACAAUGGAGCCUCCAGGUGUCAUUUUGGACUGUGCGCACGAGCUGAUUGGUCAAGCCAAGAUGAUGUCAUGUCACACCUACAAAUGUUUUGCCCCUCUCAAGCCAUACACAUCAAUACCUCUCUUGCAUCUUUGUAUUCGGAUGCGAAGACACGUACAGGUAGUCGGAUUGCUUUUUUUUUUUUUCCUUCUUCAAACGUGUGCUUGGGUGAGUGAUUGGCUUAAAGUGGCCUCGUGUGGAUGUAUAAUAAUGUAAAUAUUAUACAUAGAUAUUUGUAUAAUAUUUCUUUGCAGCCGAGAUGGUUUUAUAUCAACGGCUUUGUGGAUGGGGAGGAGGUUGGAUUAUGAAUGCACUGAACAAAAUCACAGAUGAGGUCAAAAUGUACGCCCGGCGUGGCUGGCAGCCCCAUUUCGGGGGUUAAUCCAUUUCCUGUCGGACUCUUACUGGACAAGAAACCAAGUUUCUGCUUUUCACUGAUCCGGAAAGAAUCCAGUCAGACGUAAAUGUAAAUAUUUAUCCGACGUCUAAAAUAUACCAAAGCACCCGCGUGUUUACACUUCCAUCACAUUACAAGAUAAUUUUAUGAGAUUGAUUAAAAAAAAAAAGAAAAAAGUUCAAUCAAAUCUGAAACCGGGACCCCUGCAAUCAAUCACCGAGGUAUUUGAAGUAGAGUUCCUCUCGUCUCAGUGUUGCUAUGACAGCCUCGGAGAGACGUCGCGGCGAUAUUGUCUGCACACUGCCCAGCUGAUGCACUUGAGGUCUCUAUGACAACCAGAAUGGCAUCACGUGACUGUGAAGGACAAUCAGCGCCAAUCAAUGGGACAAUGUUGAGAGACAAAAAAAAAAAAAAACGGAUCAAAUCGCAAAUGAUGCUUCUUGUCACUUUUAUUCCUGCUUUGCCAAAAAAAUGUGCCGUGUGUGCGCCGGUUUUCUUAGUUCACCGUGGUCUUACCGUUUAUGCAAGCCUGUGAUGACUGUUGUAUAGGAUGUACAGGGGGGGAGAACACAAAUGCCUUUUUCUUUUUAGGGCUUUGACUAACUUUUGACGACUACGUUGGCAACAAACACUUUUUUGACAUGUGAAACUUUUGUAAAAAAAAAAAAAAAAAAGAUAAACACUGGAUUUACUU
Molecule: messenger RNA, 9892 nt
Organism: Syngnathus typhle (broad-nosed pipefish)
Lineage: Eukaryota; Metazoa; Chordata; Actinopteri; Syngnathiformes; Syngnathidae
Gene: bahcc1b
Product: BAH domain and coiled-coil containing 1b
Exons: 29
Coding region: 521-8566 (2681 amino acids)
Molecular function (GO): chromatin binding
Source: RefSeq, a predicted model, not a curated record